CACACCCAUCCCUGGAUCUGCUUCUAGGUCAGGCUUGGGUGCCACUUCCCCAGAGGAACUGUGGCAGCUGCUAGAGGCUAGGCAGAGCAUCUGGCGUGUGCGACCAUGGCUGGAGGCAUGUGGGGCCAGGGCCAGGCCCAGAGGGUCCCCGUGGGGGCCCUAACCCUGACAGCUCUGGCUGAAGGCAUCCGAUCCAGCCAGGGUGAGCGUCUGGGACCCUAUCCCGUGGGCCUUCAGCCUGAGCCGGGGCUUGACUGUGAGGCAGACCCUGGGAGUGCAGCUGCCAUCUUCAGAGCCAGUGAUGGGCCCUGCUCCCUGCCAGCCCCAGAGGGGCCUCAUCAGGCCCCCCAAAGCUCCUGGGAGGACGGGGCUCUUGCCGACCUGGCACUGUAUACAGCUGCCUGCCUGGAAGACACUGGUUUUGUGGGGACCCAGGCAACAGCACUCACCCUGUCUUCAACCCUGGAGGCCCGGGGGGAGCGGCUGGAGGACCAGGUGCACGCUCUUGUGCGAGGGCUGCUGGCACAGGUGCCCAGCCUGACUGAGGGGAGGCCCCGGCGGGCAGCCCUGCGGGUGCUGAGCGCACUGGCCCUGGAACAUGCGCGGGACGUGGUGGGUGCGCUGCUGCGGUGCUCACUGCCCCAAGACCGGGUGGUGGCUGACCUAUGGCGCAGCCUGAGCCGGAACCAGCGUGUGAAUGGGCAGGUACUGGUGCAGCUGCUGUGGGUGCUGAAGGGCGCGGCUGGGCCCCAGCUGGAGGCAAUGGCGGCCACUCGUGCUCUUGGGGCGAUGUUGUCCGUGUCUGGCUGCGUGGGCGCUAUACGGGGCUUCUACCCACACCUCCUGCUGGUGCUGGUCACACAGCUGCACCAGCUGGCCCGGAAUGCAUGCUGCCCGGAUACCCCCACGGUUUGGGCCCUGUCCCACCAAGGGCCACCACACAGCAGUGCCAGUUGCGCCGUGGAGGCCUUGAAAGCCCUGCUCACCGGGGACGGCAGCCGCAUGGUGGUCACGUGCAUGGAGCAGGCUGGAGGCUGGAGGAAGCUGGUGGGAGCCCACACCCACCUGGAGGGUGUCCUGCUUUUGGCCAGUGCCUUGGUGGCCCAUGCCGAUCACCACCUGCGAGGCCUGUUCGCUGACCUCCUGCCCCAGCUGCGCUGCACAGAUGACACUCAGCGCCUCACAGCUAUGGCCUUCUUUACUGGGCUGUUGCAGAGCCGACCCACGGCACGGCUCCUACGGGAGGAGGUCAUCCUGGAGCGGCUCCGCGCCUGGCAGGGCGACCCUGAGCCCGCAACGCGCUGGCUGGGCCUGCUGGGCCUGGGCCACAUGGCGCUGAGCAGGAAGAAGGUGCGGCACAGGAGCACGCUGCUGCCCACACUCCUGGGCGCCCUGGGCGAUGGCGACACGCGCCUCGUAAGUGCCGCACUGGGCGCGCUGCGGAGGCUCCUGCUGCGGCCGCGGUCACCGGUGCGGCUCCUGACCGCGGAGCUGGGGCCCAGGCUCCUGCCGCUGCUGGACGACGCCAGGGACGCAGUGCGGGCCUCGGCGGUCGGGCUCCUCGGGACCCUGGUGCGACGAGGCUGCGGCGGGCUCCAGGUGGGGCUCCGCGGCCCUUUGCGGAAGCUGGUGCUGCAGAGUCUCGUGCCACUGCUCUUACACCUGCACGACCCCAGCCAGGAGGCUGCUGAGAGUUCAGAAUGGACCCUGGCCCGCUGUGACCAGGCCCUGCGCUGGGGCCUGCUGGAGGAGAUGGUCACGGUGGCCCACUAUGACAGCCCUGAGGCUCUCAGCCGUAUCUGCUGCUGCCUGGUUCAGUGGUACCCAAGUCAUGUGCCCAGCUUCCUGAGCCAGACCCAGGGCUACCUGCGGAGCCCACAGGACCCCCUUCGUUGGGCAGCUGCCAUGCUCAUAGGCUUCCUCGUCCAUCACAUGAGCCCCAGCCAUGCCAACCAGGACCUGCUGGACUCAUUGCUUGCGGACCUGGGGCAGCUGCAGAGUGACCCCCAGCCUGCUGUGGUCGCAGUGGCACAGGUGUCUGCCCAGCAGGUGGAGCUGGCAGCCUGCGAGCCGGCCAGCCCCCAGGGCCCCCGCCUUCCCUGCCUGGGCCAAGAGUGUACCUGCCCUGCCCGGCCCCCACCAAUCUACACUGACAGUCCCUUCCGGCCCCGGAGCCUCAAGAAUCGCUGGAACUGCUCUGGACCUGGCUGAGCCUGCCCUGUGUCUGCCCUCCAGGUUGGGGUCUGGGUCCAGCCCUGUGAGGGCCAGGGGCCUCAGAUGGGCACCCCACUGCUCUAUGGCCAUCCUGGCAGAGGCAGAUCUGCAGAAGAGUCUCCAUGUGAGGGGCACCCUGGGCCUGGCACUCCAUGCCAGGGCCACCCCCUAAAGCCAUUUGCAGGACCUGUUGCACACAAAGACCCCCCUCCAGAAGCUUUACUGUCCCUAGGUGACGGCUAUGUACCUGUGAGCUGGUGCCAUGAUCGGCUGCCUACUUCCUGGGCUUCCCCCGGCAGCCUGGCCCAGGUUUCCCUGCCUACCAGGGCCCUCUUGACUUCCCCAGCAGCCCAUCACUCCCCCACCCCAUCCUGUUUCCCACUCCUCACUGGCCUGUGUCCUCUCUGCUCAGGAAGCCUUGACCUGCCCUCUGUCCACACCUGCCACCCCCUCAGCUUGGCACUGUUCCUGUGCUCUCACCUCCCGCCCAUUGCUGGACCCACCUGAGCCUUCUCCAGAAAGCAUCCCCUGACCUCGCUGGCAUACCACAGGCCUGGGAUUAUACCUGUGGGUUCUGGUGUGGGGUGCCGUCAUGUGCACCCCUGCCAGACUGUGCUCUAUUCAGGAUUGAAUGAGGUAGGCGAGACUGGCCAUAUAGGGAAGAACCCGCUGGAAACCUCAGAAGCCGUGACUGAGCCCCUGUAGGCCUUAAUCGGGUUCCUCUACUUAGAAUGUCUACCUUGAAAUGUCUUCUUGCCCUUCAAGGGACCCCCGACCAAAGCUGCCUACUCAGAGUGGCCUUGACUCACAUAGCCUCUUGGUGGGCUGGGGGCAGCCCCCAGACCGGGGACCCCUUGGAGGCAGGCAUGGGGUCCUAGUCACCUCUAGGCUUAAAAUAUGGUUUAAGGUGCACACAUGUGGAUCAAUGGGGUGUGGCAUCUCUCUGAGACCUGGGACCAGGCCAAGGAUGCAGUUCUGAUAAAUUGAGUCUGGUCAGCCUGUGGCCAGAAGGGUCAGCCUGGGGGUGAGGUUAGUAGUCAGGCAGGCUCAGGGUUCAGGCUUGUGGCCAAGGUCAGGCAGGGUUCACCCGGAGACAAAAGAGGCCAGUGCUGUGUCCCUCACACACUGAACAGCAGAGCCUGGGGGUCCCGUCCCCCAGAAGCUGCCCCUGCCCCCAAGGCGCUGCUGCAGCCCUGCGUUUUGCUGAGCCUUUCUGGCCUGUGGGAGUUAGGGGGCGGGGGGUGAGGGACCAAGCCAUCUGCCCCACCUGCAGAGAGCCCAUCUGUGGAAACUUCCUGUCGGGGGGCUAUGAGCAGAAUGGCCUCCCUUUCUCUGCAAGGCCCUCCCACCUUCAUCUUGAUACUCUCAAGGCACUGGUGGUCCUAGAACCCGAGGGCCAGUAGUCCCACCCGCCAAAUAGGGCUUGGGUAGGGCGGACCAGGACCUGCCCCAUCUCCUGGCCUCAAGGGUAGUGCCUCAGGGCCCCAGAAGCUGCGCUGGCAUUCUUGCUUGUUUAAUGUUUUCUGAGACAGGACCGUUCCAGACCCAUUCACCUUGAUUUUGCCCUUGAAACCACCCUACCGAGGGUUCCCAAAGGAGGACUGUGGGCCCUGGAGAAGACAGAUAGCGACCUUCUUUCUUCACUGCGCUGGUGGCGAUUUCCAGGCGGGGUUCUGUAACCUGGAUCUGGGAUGUUUGGGGCACACUGUCUUCUGUUUUAAUGUUAAUUUUACUGCUGGGCUUGGACCCUGCAUUUUCUUAGGGAUUAAUGUCCCAGCCAAGCUUACUAUUCUUGCUCUUCUAAGAAAGUUCUAAAGCUGCA
Manis pentadactyla (Chinese pangolin) is the source of this 4036-nucleotide messenger RNA. RefSeq names its product maestro heat like repeat family member 6 (gene MROH6). Gene Ontology annotation, cellular component: cytoplasm. The transcript is spliced from 14 exons. Bases 106 to 2211 code for a protein of 701 amino acids. Lineage: Eukaryota; Metazoa; Chordata; Mammalia; Pholidota; Manidae. The record is from RefSeq and is a predicted model, not a curated record.